This is a messenger RNA of Prosopis cineraria, 1714 nucleotides long. RefSeq names its product polygalacturonase-like. The record is from RefSeq and is a predicted model, not a curated record. The transcript is spliced from 9 exons. Gene Ontology annotation, biological process: anther dehiscence; fruit dehiscence; pectin catabolic process. The coding region runs from base 398 to 1336 and encodes 312 amino acids. NCBI's taxonomy places the organism in Eukaryota, Viridiplantae, Streptophyta, Magnoliopsida, Fabales, Fabaceae. Gene Ontology annotation, molecular function: polygalacturonase activity.
CUUCACCAUCCUCAGAAACUCUGUAGUUUUUCAAAAAAAGUACUGAAACAUCCAACAUGUCUCCUCCAAGACCUAUUCUCUCCCUUAUCCUCAUCAUACUCUCAUUAGGGUUUUGUUUUGGCUCUUCCAUGGAUUCUCCGAAACAUGUUGAGCAUCUCAGCCUCAUGGCAAGAAGGUAUUUAAAAACAAAACCAGUAAGGCUUCAAGCUCUCAAGCAACAGUUAAUGUUGAUGACUAUGGAGCCAUAGCCAAUGAUGGAAAAGAUGAUACUGAGGCCUUCAACAAAGCUUGGAAUGAGACUUGUUCUAAAGGGGCUGUUCUUCUUGUUCCCGAGAACAAAGUUUAUCAUCUCAAGCCAAUAACUUUUUCAGGUUCAUGCCAGCCAAAUACUACAUUCAUGUUGCAUGGGACAAUCAAAGCUUGGCCUCACUUGUCUGCAUAUGAAGAAGAUCCAACACAUUGGAUUCAGUUUGAUGGCAUCACAGGUUUAAGUGUUGAUGGUGGUGACAUUGGAACAUUCAAUGGCAAUGGAAAGAAAUGGUGGAAGAAAUCUUGCAAAGUCAACAAAACACUUCCAUGCACAGACGCACCAACUGCUGUAACUUUCUAUGAAUGCAACAAUCUGACAGUGAAAAACCUGAGGUUCAGGAAUUCUCAGAAAAUGCAUAUGAAUAUCCAGAAAUGUUUGAACGUUACACUUUCAAAUCUCAAUGUGAGAGCACCAGAAGACAGCCCUAACACUGAUGGGAUUCAUGUGACAGAGACACAGAAUAUUCUCAUCACUGACAGUACCAUUGGUACAGGUGAUGACUGCAUUUCAAUAGAAAGCGGAUCCAAAAAUGUUAGAAUCACAGACAUAACCUGCGGACCAGGACAUGGAAUCAGUAUUGGAAGCUUAGGAGAUAAUAACUCAAAAGCAGAGGUGUCGAAUGUGGUAGUGAACAGAGCAAAAUUGAGAGGAACGACCAAUGGAGUGAGAAUAAAAACUUGGCAGGGAGGGUCAGGGUAUGCAAGGAACAUCGAAUUUAUGAACAUAGAAGUGAAAAAUGUAAGCAACCCCAUCAUCAUAGAUCAGAACUACUGUGAUCAGGAAGAACCAUGCCGUGAGCAGGAAUCAGCAGUGGAAGUGAGUAAUCUGAUAUACCAGAACAUAAGAGGAACAAGUGCUUCAGAAGUGGCCAUUAGAUUUGACUGCAGCAAGACAGUGCCAUGCAGAGACGUGUUCGUCAAGGAUGUGACCUUAGAAGCUGAAGGAGAUGGACACACCACAGCUUCUUGUGACAACGUUAUCUAUGUCAACCGAGGAAACCUGUCCCCUCGCUGUUCAUCUCGUUGAUACUUCAUUAAUUGGGUGAAAAACUCUUUCACUUCUCGGAAAAAAUGGAGCAUAAAGAUUCAGCGUUUAUGAGAGCUAUGAGUUCAAAGGUUGAAGAAAGGAAGUGAACUGAUAGAGGACCAGGGGAUAUUUAUUCUGGUUUUCUACCUCUUUUUGUGAAUUCACUUAGUUUACUUCAAUUGUUUGUUCUCUCAUCAUGUGAAAGAGUGUAUGGAUUUUGUUUUUGUUAGCUUCUUUUUGUAUUUAUUAGGUUAAAGUUGGUCAUGUGUAUUUACUUGUAUGGAACUCAAAAUAAGCCACAAUGUUCACAGCUUGUGAAUAAUUUGUGAGGUUGUUAUUUUUGAUAUUUUAUGUUAAUAUUGAUUGAUUUUUAUAGAA